AAAAUAAUAAAUAUUAAUAUAAAAUAUAAAUAUAAUAAAACUAGACCUCAUGAUUUGAACUCUCACAUGGAGCUAUCAUGGCCAACACUUCUAUUUAAACCCACUACACCCCUCCCAACCUUACUACAACAACUCACCUUCUUCUCCUAUCUCUUCCUCAACCUUCCAAAACCUUCUCAUCUUCCAAAGCUCUAAGUCUCUCUACAAAACCAAUCACAACCAUUAACUUCCUUGGCCACUAGAUCAACAACCCAAAAACCAAUCAGUUUCUUGUAUACACUUUCUCAACCGCGCAUACUUAGUCCUCCAAACAUGUUUAACGGUUCUGAUCAUGACGAUUUCCUCUCACGGCGAUGUGUGUGGGUGAACGGACCAGUCAUCGUAGGGGCCGGCCCAUCGGGUCUGGCCACCGGUGCUUGCCUGAAAGAACAGGGCGUCCCAUUCAUCAUACUCGAGAAGGCUGAUUGCAUUGCUUCCUUGUGGAAAAAACGCACCUAUGAUCGCCUCAAGCUCCACCUCCCCAAGCAAUUCUGUCAGCUUCCGAAGCUUCCGUUCCCGGAAAACUUCCCGGAGUACCCAACCAAGAAGCAAUUCAUUGAGUAUUUGGAAUCAUAUGCAGAGCACUUCGAUAUCAAACCUCGAUUCAACGAAUGCGUCCAAUCCGCCAAUUACGAUGAGACGUGCGGGUGGUGGCGUGUCAGGACCGGCGGGAUGGCCGGAAGUGGUGAGGUGGAGUACAUUUGCCGCUGGCUAGUGGUGGCGACAGGAGAGAAUGCAGAGCGCGUCAUGCCGGAGAUUGAAGGGCUGGGAGAGUUCCAGGGAGAAGUGAUGCACGUUUGCCAGUACAAGUCCGGCAAGGACUUCGAAGGGAAGCAGGUAUUGGUCGUUGGCUGUGGGAAUUCCGGCAUGGAAGUGUCUUUAGACCUUUGCAACUACAAUGCCUUACCGUCAAUGGUUGUCCGCAGCUCGGUUCAUGUCUUGCCGAGGGAAAUUCUUGGGAAAUCAACAUUCGCGAUGGCUGUUUUAUUGAUGAAAUGGCUACCCCUUCGGUGGGUGGACAAGCUUCUAUUGUUUUUGGCGUGGUUGGUGCUUGGAAACACAGCAAAAUACGGGCUAAAACGGCCAUCGGUGGGGCCCCUGCAGCUCAAGAACACGGAAGGGAAGACCCCUGUUCUGGAUAUUGGUGCAUUGGAGAAAAUUAGAUCUGGUGAAAUCAAAGUAGUCCCAGGAAUCAAGAGGUUCUCAAAUGGGGGUGUUGAGCUUGUAAAUGGACAGAUAUUGGAGGUCGAUUCCGUCAUUUUGGCGACCGGAUACCGCAGCAAUGUUCCUUCAUGGCUAAAGGAGAAUGACUUCUUCUCAAAGAAAGGGUUUCCAAGGCAGCCAUUUCCAGAUGGGUGGAAAGGGAAUUCAGGGCUCUAUGCAGUUGGGUUCACAAGGAGAGGAUUGUCUGGUGCAUCCAUAGAUGCUAUGAGAAUAGCACAAGAUAUUGGGAAAGUUUGGAAAGAGGAAACAAAGCAGACAAAGCAGUUUGCCUGCCAUAGAAGAUGCAUUUCAAUGUUCUGAUGAAGUCUCCUUCAGCUGAUUGAUUGUUUUUCAUGUUUUUCCUCUUUUCUUACUCUUUUGGGCCAUCAUCCAUGGUGGUAACUGAGAUGAACUUGUCGCGUGUAAAAUGAUAAAUAGUGUUUGUAAAAAGAAAGAAAAAAAAAAGGCACAUAUACCAGACCUCUCCAAAGAGCCCAGUUUUUGUAUGGAAUGGGCUUUUUUGUGUAUAGAGAAAUAGGUUUUUUUUUUUUUUUUUUUUUUUUUUUUAGAGUUUUGGAAUUUUUGUAUCUUGUAUAAUUUGGCAAUGAUUAACAAAGGAAAGAGUACUAUUCUCUUGUUAUUCUA
Magnolia sinica is the source of this 1887-nucleotide messenger RNA. Its product is annotated as probable indole-3-pyruvate monooxygenase YUCCA5. The record is from RefSeq and is a predicted model, not a curated record. The transcript has 3 exons. Gene Ontology annotation, molecular function: N,N-dimethylaniline monooxygenase activity; NADP binding; flavin adenine dinucleotide binding. Bases 313 to 1563 code for a protein of 416 amino acids. Lineage: Eukaryota; Viridiplantae; Streptophyta; Magnoliopsida; Magnoliales; Magnoliaceae.